AUGAUUCCUGAGCCGACAGUACAUCGAAAUCCUGUACUCGGCGUUCAUUUGGAUGAAGAGAAGAGCUCCGAAACGGGAGAUGUCUUAUACCUAUACGACAUUGACUUGACAUCUGAAGGCUAUUAUAAAUGUGAAGUAAGCGCUGAUUACAGCUUCCAGACCAUCCGAAUGGAGAGCUAUAUGACUAUAAUUGUUCCGCCAACAAAACCGCCGCUCAUUGAAGGACACAAAACCUUUUACUCAAUCGGAGAAGUGGUCACUUCGUAUUGCAUUCCUUCCUAUUCUAAGCCAAAGCCAAGUAUUAAAUGGUAUAUCAAUGGAGAAGAAUCGCCUGAAUAUUACAUAAUCGCUGCCAAUAUUACCGAUGAAUUCACGUCUGGCAUAAACUUCACACUUGAAGAAAUUAGCAGCGAAGAGACUAUAAUUAACGGCACAAAUGAAUUGGAAAGCGUUCCGUUAAUUUCUGGUCUGAAAUCAAAGUACACGUUAGGAGAGUAUUUGUACGUUAACUGCAGUAUUCCUCACAUGAUUUAUGAAACAUCUCAGCCCCGACUCCAAUGGUUUAUUCAUAAUCAAAAGGUUUGCGAUUCAGGAUUCAAUUUUAUCAUCUAA
Molecule: messenger RNA, 612 nt
Organism: Medioppia subpectinata
Lineage: Eukaryota; Metazoa; Arthropoda; Arachnida; Sarcoptiformes; Oppiidae
Source: the annotation of a GenBank genome assembly